AUGGCCCACGGGGAGCUGGACGAGGAGGCCCUGCAGGACCUGUACAGCUGGGUGGACGCCAUCCCUCUCUCUCGCCCCAAGAGGAACAUCGCCCGCGACUUCAGCGAUGGAGUCCUGGCUGCGGAAGUGGUGAAAUUUUACUUCCCUAAAAUGGUCGAAAUGCACAAUUACGUCCCGGCUAAUUCUACCCAGCAGAAACUGUCAAACUGGGGACAUCUGAACAGGAAAGUGCUGAACAAGCUGAACUUCUCCAUCCCAGAAGAUGUGAUCCGGAAGAUCGCUCAGUGCUCACCUGGAGUGGUGGAGCUGGUCCUGAUCCCUCUGCGGCAGAAGAUAGAGGAAAAGCAGAAGCAAGCCAAGGUGUCAUCCAGCUCUUACCAGGAGCUGGGAAUGCGUUCGACGCUGGAAGAGAGCAACUAUCUGGACACAGGCUAUUCUUCAAAGCCCAAAACAGACUCCACUGGGCCCUACAACCAGGACUCCCCUGGAUCUGAAAAGGGGACCAAAGGACAGGCCAUGCAAACCGAUUCCACCUUGCGCCUCCAGUUAGCUGAACGCGAACAAGCCCUGCUGGCAUGCCAGGAGACUGUGCAGAUCCUGCAGCUGAAGAUUCGCAGGCUGGAGCACCUCGUGCACCUGAAGAAUGUUCGCAUCGAUAACCUCUCUCGGAAAAUGCAGCAAAUGGAGCGGAAGUGA
Messenger RNA from Euleptes europaea (tarantolino), 696 nucleotides. RefSeq names its product sperm flagellar 1 (gene SPEF1). Lineage: Eukaryota; Metazoa; Chordata; Lepidosauria; Squamata; Sphaerodactylidae. The record is from RefSeq and is a predicted model, not a curated record. Gene Ontology annotation, cellular component: axoneme. The transcript is spliced from 7 exons. Bases 1 to 696 code for a protein of 231 amino acids. Gene Ontology annotation, molecular function: microtubule binding. Gene Ontology annotation, biological process: regulation of cytoskeleton organization.